This is a messenger RNA of Paramuricea clavata, 4544 nucleotides long. The record is from the annotation of a GenBank genome assembly. NCBI's taxonomy places the organism in Eukaryota, Metazoa, Cnidaria, Anthozoa, Malacalcyonacea, Plexauridae.
UUUGGACUGAAUUUAUUUUAAUUAGUAUGAUUAUAUAAUUGUUCAUCCUAAUUAGCAUUCUUUUGUAGUUGUAUUUUAAGCUAUUUAAGACACUCGUUGUCGUGUUUUAUAAAACACUCCUACUUUGUUUUAGAUAAUACAUAUUAUUUUUAUGCAAAUUUAAUUUGGACUGUCCAUCAUCAGAUUUGUAGAGUGUUUGAGAUUUUUCAGAAGAGAUCCUCUUGCAAAAUUUGGCAAAACAAAAGGCAAAAUAAACUCUCCCUUUCUUGUGUAUAGACUUAAAGAUGACGAUGACGGUGCGGCAGAAGUAGGCGUGGUUCAAACGACGAAAGAAUCAACGGAAUACCAACAUUCUGACAACCCAAUGAUUAGUUUUGUUGAUUUACCUGGCAUCGGCACACCAAACUUUCCUGAUCUUGAAACCUACUGUGAAAAAGUUGCCUUUGAAGAUUACGAUACCUUCCUCAUUUUCGCUGCAACGCGUUUUACACAAAAUGACUUAGAACUGGCAAAGAAAGUGAAAUCCAUUGGAAAGUCAUUUUUUCUUGUUCGUACGCACAUCGACGAAGACUGCAAUGGAAGAUCAGUUAAUGAGCCAGAAAUUUUGAAAGAGAUUAGAGACAAUUGCAUGGAUAACGUAAAAGACUUCAUAUCCAGUGAGAAGGAAAUCUUCCUAAUCAGCAACUACCAUAAAGACAAAUGGGACUUCGACCGUCUGAUUGCAGCCAUCAGCGAUGCCUUGCCCGUUCGUCAAAGAGAGUGUUUAACACUUUCUUUAUCAAAUGUAACACGUGAAUGCCUGAAGAGAAAAACAAAGUUUCUCAGAGGUAAUUAGAACAAAUUAAGGUUCAAGUGUGAUUUUAAAUUGCCUGUUUUGUUUUGUUUUGUUUUGUUUUGUUUUGUUUUGUUUUGUUUUGUUCUUCAUAUAGUUUGCAGUGACGCAUCGUCAAAGAAAACUUUCUUCAAGUUCACUCUGUUUCGGUUCCCGUUGCGGAUUCCAUGACACUUAUGCGAAAACAGUUAGUCAACGCUCUAACAAAAAUCAUGGGUAAAAUCCGCGUACUCAGGUUUCUCCACACAGGGAAAUGUGACAGGCUUGGUUGAAAUAAGUCCUAUUGUGGUUUCAUACUGACACUUCCACCGUAAAUGUGCUCCUUGAUCAGAAAUAAGUCGUAAGAUGGCCGCAAGAAGCGCACUUAGAAAGCCUUCGAUUCGAUCAUGUUGAACUGGGUCUUUUUUAAUUUGGCUUUAGCUCUCAGCUGCAAAAAACCAUGCACACUGCCAGUUCGUUUCCACACCACACGCCCGCUAGCGCGACAUGAAGCCAUCGAAGCUGAAAGCCCUUUAAUUAUCCUUGAAGAAUUCCAAGCUCAAAACCCUUUACCCGUGAAAAAUUUGAAGCUCAAAACCCUUUAUCCCUGAAGAAUUCCAGGGAUAUUCGAUAGAAGGGGUAUAGAUAUUAAUUAAACGGAAUAGCCCAAUGCACUAAAGUAAGUAGGUUAACUAUAUAGUCGCAGAUCCACAGGCUCAUCAAGAUGUUCUAGAUAUUUUAUAUUAUAAAAAUUUUCUAUUAGUACGUAUUUGUAUGUAUCUACAUUAUAAUGUAGAACAUUCUAAAUUGUAAAACAGUAAAAAUACAACAGUCAUCUUCUAAACAUCUGAGGCUUUGCCAGUGAGUCAAUAGCCAAUAUCACUCAUUUCUAUCCUUCUUGCGAAGUGUCGACACCAUUUCUUGACCGUAUAAAAUCCAUAAAAAUGCUUACUUUACAGUAUAUGACAUCAUGUAUCUAUUUACCCACUUAGCACAAUCAUAGUUAAUAGAAGAGAUGGUUUGGAAACUUAUUAGAAUGACAAUAUAACUCAUUAUCUAUGUUAGUCAACGUUGGGAGCGGCUAAACGGAGAGUUAUGAAGUGGAGAGUUAUCUCGGAGAGUUAUGAUUUCGGAGAGUUAUGUUAGAACCACGCCCACUUUCCCCAACGACCACACCCAAUUUCUUAACUCUCCCGAUGUUUCCUUGAACUAACAUGAGAGAGUUAUGUUUGACGUAACUCUCUCUCGUUAACAUUAUGAAGAUGUUAGAGAGUUAUCAUUUUUUAUAACUCACUGCGUUCACGAUUAUGGCAAUGAAGAGAGUUAUGUCAGUUUUUUGAAAAAAACUUCCACAUUUUAGUAAAUUAUUGUGAAUUUACUUUUUUCUCAAGUUUCAGCUGUAAUAUUUCACGCUAGUAGAAACUAGUACUUUAGUACUUACCAAGUGAAGCGAGUACGAGUAAAUAAAUUAUUAUACAUGCUCACUUGGAUUACCUACAAAGCCCAGCAUUCAGAUACAGCUCUCGUAUUAGAUAGAACCAGAAAACCUUUCCAAAUUUGUCAAUUUCCUUGCAACUAUGCUUACCGUAUUGAUUGCCAAAUAUACGUCAAAACAUGCUUCUGGGGGUAAUUUGACCCAUCUGCGGCAAGCAUCUCAUUGUUUUGACCGAGUCAGGUUGUACUAUUUCCUGUUUGGACGCACGCUAUUGACACGCUACAAACUGAAAUACCGAAAUAUAAGAUCUUUACUAUUUAAAGGUUUCUCAAAAAACUGACAUAACUCUCUUCAUUGCCACAAUCGUGAACGCGGAGAGUUAUAAAAAAUGAUAACUCUCUAACAUCUUCAUAAAGUUAACGAGAGAGAGUUACAUCAAACAUAACUCUCUCAUAUUACUUCAAGGAAACGUCGGGAGAGUUAAGAAAUUGGGUGUGGUCAUUGGGGGAAGUGGGCGUGGUUUGGGCGUGGUUCGAACAUAACUCUCCGAAAUCAUAACUCUUCGAGAUAACUCUCCGGUUGGUAACUCUCCCUUUAGUCAUACCCGUCAACGUUUAUUCAUAAAUCUUGUCCUUCACCGUCACGUGCGUAUUGUAUUUUUGCCCAACUAACCAAUAGCAAUGUUUUAGGAAAGUUACCUAUCCAUGACACGAACAAUAGGGUAAAUUGGAAAUUGCUAUUGGUGGAUUUGGCAAAAAUACAAUACACACGUGACGGUGAAGGACCAGCUUUAUGAAUAAACGUUGACUAACAUAGAUAAUGAGUUAUAUUGCUAUUCUAAUGAGUUUCCAAAUCUCUUCCAUUAACUAUGGCACAAUUCAGUGUUGCGGAUUGGGCAAGAGCAUGCGCACAACUAACCGGUUGUUCAACAUUAGACUUCCGGCAUUCCGUUUGUCCAGAGUCAGGCCCAGCACCUAACCUGCGAACGGGAAUACACUGGGGUACAAGAUUGGUAGAACAUUUGAAAUUGACGCGCUGCUAUUGAGCAUUGCAUGUUUAGUGGAACAAAACAUAUUGCAAGGCUGUGUUUUGUUAUCUGGGAUAAUAGAAUCUUGGGAGAGUUUUCUUAAAAAUUUUGUUACUGCUUACAUAGAGAAUUGCUUAGUGUUUUAUUUUUCAAAUAUUUAUAUAGUUCAAGCUGUUGUAGUGGCAUCGCUUUCAGCGGGGGCUAUUGGAAUUCCAAUUCCCUUAUUGGGAUGUGCUAUUGACGCUGUAGUUAUAAGAGGGAGAGUGAAAGCUUAUUUCAAGCAAUUAGGCCUUGACAACACAACGUCUGAAGAACGUGCCUCGUUGGAUAAACAAUCCAGGGAGGUUAUAGAAAGAUAUCAGUCUGGAUCAGUCAAGCAGUGGACUUCAGCAAUUGCGACCGAUGUAUUGAUGGUUGGAGUUGAAGAAUUUUCCAAGUAUAUUCCAUUCAUAGGAAUAGUCAUCGCAAGUAGCAUCGGGUUUGCUUUGGUAUUGCAUUUCCUUUUAAAGUGUAUAAACGAGCUGGAAGAAGCUGCCAUAGCUGUCUGGGAUAACGCCGUGAAACGAUCAAUUCAGAAUGAUUCGGACACAAGCACAAAGAAUUAAUCGACACAGUGACUAAUGCAUGAAAUAUAUUUCGAAAUAUUUUAUUAUUGGAACGAUUAACUUGCCCACCAUAUAGUGGCAGCCAGUAUUACAAUAAUAUCAAGCCCUACAAAUAUUGCAGCUCAAAAUAGAUGAGUGAAUGAAUGAGUGAAAAUUCAAUGUAAUUUUGAGCAGCCUGUAUGCACGUUCGUUCUAGUUUUAGAUUUCAAAUAAGUUGUUUAAGGUAAUUCCGCAGUAAUUGUUCCAGAAAUGAGAAUGUGUUGAAACUUCCCAGGCAUGGAGUUUAUGAUAUACUUAAAGUAAAAUCACACAAAAAAGUCGGGGUCACCGAACUCGUUAAGAAGAUAUGACAAUUACAAUAUACCACCUUUACCCCCAAUAUGGCGCCAUCUUGACGCUCAUUACGAGUAACAGCAAAAUUACAACAGCCCGAUAUUUAUUGACGUUUUUAGCGUGGAUAUUGCUUUAGUAAACCUAUAUUGUAAUUAUUUUUGAAAAAAUAUUGUGUUUUGAGCAAAAUGAGACUACUAUCGUGUACAAUUCUAAUCCACAGAUGUCUUUUCCACAUUUCUUUACAUAUCUUUCUUUGAGAACAUGCAUUGAUAAAGGAUUUUUUUUCAAGAUCCAGAAAUGAUUUUUCUUUUAAUUUCGGAUAUAAAAUGUAAA